GACGUUUUGUACGAACACCGCAUCGAAAUGCUCAAAAAUGUCAAACAAAGUUAUCGAAUUGUGUUAAGGUCUUGAUCUGAAUUUAAUUCAUAAAAGUGAUAUUCUGGUUUUAUGCACGGGCAUUCGGUUCGGAAAUUGAAAAUAACAAAAUCCAAUUAAUCAAAUAACCAGUGCUGAGCGCAUCAAUUUUAUAUUAGUUUGCAUUAGAACAAAACAUCGGGGGAAAAAUGGAAACAAACACUGAAAAUUUGGAGUUGAAUCAAGAUGAGCUAAUUAUACAGCAACAACGCCAAAUCGAAAAAGAAAUUUGUGAUACAACCCCGUUCGUGAGCGAGCUACAAGAUUUGUCCGUGUUGGAUAAUGAAUACUCAGACGACCCCAUCUAUAGUUCAAAGCUAAAAUAUUUGAAAUCGAAGUACAAGUCGAUUAAAAAGACCCGACCAGAUGGCAAUUGCUUUUUCCGUGCAUUUGCCUAUGCCUAUCUAGAGUAUUUGGUUAAGAAUAAAGACGAUUAUGAACCGUUUCGCCAACUGUCCGAAGAAUCAAAGGAUCGACUUAUCAAAUUGGGCUUUCCGCAAUUCACACUCGAAGACUUUCAUGACACUUUUAUGACCGUAAUUCAGCAAGUUGCGCCGAAUGACAAUGAAGAAGAAACGCUCAAAGAGUUGCAUCGACUGUUUAAUGAUCAAGGCCAUUCUGACUAUGUGGUCGUUUAUUUGCGCCUAAUAACAUCGGGCCAGUUGCAAGAGGGAGCCGAUUUCUAUCAAAAUUUCAUCGAUGGCAAUUGCACAAUGGAAGAGUUCCGGCACCAAGAAGUCGAACCGAUGUACAAAGAAAGUGAUCACAUCCACAUUAUCGCUCUGUGCACCGCACUGAAUGUGGGCGUACGUGUGGAGUACAUGGAUCGCGGUGAGGCCGAAGGUGGCCAGGUGACCUCUCACGAGUUUCCCGAUGGUCUCAAACCAAAAGUGUAUCUUCUAUACCGGCCAGGACACUACGAUAUCCUUUAUCCCAACUAAAACAAACAAAUACAACCAAACAAUUUUCUAUUCUUAUCACAAUAAAAGAAUUCGUUGCAUUCAUUUUUGAAAUAAAACGUUCAAGCAAACGAAUAAAAGACAAGCAAACUGGGAGACAGAGAGAAUCAAGAAAAAUGGAAUGAAAUUGUAAUUUACAGCUACGAAGAGAAACAGCAACAACAACAACAAAAAUGAACCUAUUAAAUUUCUUUAUUACAACGAAAAAUUCGCGCUAAAUUCUGUGUCGUGCUGUGUAUGCAUUUUGUAGGCAAUAAAUAGAAAAACUGUUGAAUGCA
This is a messenger RNA of Sitodiplosis mosellana (orange wheat blossom midge), 1315 nucleotides long. Its product is annotated as ubiquitin thioesterase otubain-like. The transcript is spliced from 4 exons. Gene Ontology annotation, biological process: protein K48-linked deubiquitination. Lineage: Eukaryota; Metazoa; Arthropoda; Insecta; Diptera; Cecidomyiidae. Gene Ontology annotation, molecular function: ubiquitin binding; cysteine-type deubiquitinase activity. The record is from RefSeq and is a predicted model, not a curated record. The coding region runs from base 228 to 1019 and encodes 263 amino acids. Gene Ontology annotation, cellular component: nucleus.